Messenger RNA from Dromiciops gliroides (monito del monte), 2168 nucleotides. It is a transcript of the gene GALK2, whose product is annotated as galactokinase 2. Gene Ontology annotation, biological process: galactose metabolic process; carbohydrate phosphorylation. The transcript has 11 exons. Gene Ontology annotation, cellular component: cytosol; cytoplasm. NCBI's taxonomy places the organism in Eukaryota, Metazoa, Chordata, Mammalia, Microbiotheria, Microbiotheriidae. Gene Ontology annotation, molecular function: ATP binding; galactokinase activity. Bases 451 to 1764 code for a protein of 437 amino acids. The record is from RefSeq and is a predicted model, not a curated record.
CUGGGGGCGGGGAGGGACGGUUGAGGGAACCCUACGGAGGAGGGGUCGGGGGAGGAGCAGCAAGCUGCAGAACUAGCUUACUCCAAGAAGUAGGACUUCCGCGAUGUACUGCCUAUAGUGCCCGGAAGGAAGAGGCUUUUAUAGCCGCUGUCAGUCCCAUGAUUUUCCUGGGAGGCUGCAUUAGCAGUGGGAACGGCUGAACAGAGAAGCAGGCAGGAGCUAUGGCUGCGGAAGGUCCCGGCACGUGUCUAAUCCAGGUGGCAGAGCAUCCCAGCAAAAAAGAAAAAGAAAGAAUAAAGAAUGAAAGAAGAGAUGUUCAGUACAUUAGUAACUCCCAAGAUUCUGAAAAAAUAAGCAAAGAGCUUCCUAUGAGUGGGUGGAUCUUAAGAAGAUUUAUGGAAAGAUGGACAAGAAUCAUCCCAGGUGAAAAGACUGCUCAAGCUGAAGGAGAUGUUCAUUUCCAAGUUUGGAUCCAUUCCUGAGUUUUAUGUUCGGGCACCAGGACGAGUCAAUAUAAUAGGAGAGCACAUAGAUUAUUGUGGCUAUGCUGUCAUUCCUAUGGCCGUAGAACAGGAUAUCCUAAUAGCUGUUGAACCUGUGAAAAGUCAAACGCUCUACUUAGCCAAUACGAAUCCCUUUUAUCCGGAUUUCAGUACCAAUGUUCAUGAUAUUCACAUUGAUAAGACCAAGCCUCAGUGGCACAACUAUUUCCUAUGUGGACUUAAAGGAAUCCAGGAACAUUUCAACCUCAGGAACCUGACUGGAAUGAAUUGCCUGUUGGAUGGAAUCAUCCCCCCAAGUUCAGGCCUCUCCAGUUCCAGUGCCCUGGUUUGUUGUGCUGGGCUUGUGACUCUUAAAGCUAACAGGCUGAGCCUCUCCAAGAUAGAACUGGCGGAAAUCUGUACCAAGAGUGAGCGUUAUGUUGGCACUGAAGGAGGAGGCAUGGAUCAGUCCAUAUCAUUUCUUGGAGAGGAAGGAAAGGCCAAGUUAAUAGAGUUCAAUCCUCUGAGGGCAACUGAUGUCCAACUUCCAAAUGAAGCAAGUUUUGUGAUUGCUAACAGUUGUGUUGAAAUGAACAAAGCUGCAACUUCUCAUUUCAAUACUCGUGUGAUGGAGUGUCGACUGGCUGCAAAGUUCCUGGCUAAGUACAAAGGCCUGGAAUGGAACAAAGCCUUGUGCUUGGAGGAAGUACAGAUCAAACUAGGAUUAAGUCUGGAGGAAGUGCUGCUGCUAGUGGAAGAAGUCUUCCAUUCUGAACCUUAUAGCCAAGAGGAAAUCUGCAAGUACCUAGAAAUUAGCCUGGAGGAGCUAAAGACGCAAAUCCUUUCCAAGAACACUCAAGAUGUCCUCCUCUUCAAGUUGUACCAGCGUGCAAAGCAUGUGUUCAGCGAGGCUGCCAGAGUGCUGCAGUUUAAGAAGAUAUGUGAGGAAGCACCUGCCAAUGCUAUCCAGCUGCUGGGAGACCUAAUGAACCAGAGCCACGUGAGCUGUAGGAACUUGUAUGAGUGCAGCUGUCCUGAGCUGGAUCGGCUGGUGGAUGUCUGUCGGCAGUUUGGGGCUCUAGGGUCACGACUGACUGGUGCAGGAUGGGGAGGCUGUGCUGUAUCUUUGGUGCCUACUGACAAGCUGCCUGACCUUCUAGCAAAUGUCCAAGAAGCUUAUUACCAAAGCAACAAGGGAAGCUUAGCCGUGGGGAAGCAGUGUCUGUUUGCUACCAAACCUGGAGGUGGGGCUUUGGUUUUCCUUGAGGCCCAAACAAUGUAAGAAUCUCAGAGAAACUAUUUAGGGCAUUCAGGAACUGGCAGGACUUCCUAUGCCACGGUAAAUUAAUCCCCUUUCUGUUUUUUAUUAUGGUGAAUGUUUGCUAUUAUCAAGAUCUAUUUCCAAAGAGAUUGUUGAAAGCUCUCUGCACUUUAUAAUGAACACUUUUUUCCCUCUUAAAAAUGUUUGUUACAAAUAAUGGCCAAGAUAUUACUGGGAUAGACCUUUUAAUGACUGAUGAUUAAGUGAACCUUACCAAUGUGAAAAUGUCAGAUUUAAAUGAUCAGUGAUGUAAAUAAAAAGAUAUCUUAUUUGUUUUUGUUUUUUCCCUUCUACCACUGACACCAAGAUGUGUUGGAAAGUGAGUUCAAUUUAUUAUUAUAAUUAAACUGAUGCCAUGAAAUGGC